GGAGAACAGCCUGGAGGAGUGUGGCCUGGAGCUGUACUUCAUCCAGGACAUGGAGAUCCUGGGCAAGGUGACCACCCACGAGCUGAAGGAGGGUGGUGAGAGCAUCCGGGUGACGGAGGAGAACAAGGAGGAGUACAUCAUGCUGCUGACGGACUGGAGGUUCACACGGGGCGUGGAGGAACAGACCAAGGCUUUCCUGGACGGCUUCAACGAGGUGGUGCCAUUGGAGUGGCUGCGGUACUUUGAUGAGAAGGAGCUGGAGCUGAUGCUGUGCGGCAUGCAGGAGAUCGACAUGAACGACUGGCAGAAGAAUACCAUCUACCGGCACUACACCAAGAACAGCAAACAGAUCCAGUGGUUCUGGCAG
This is a messenger RNA of Phaethon lepturus (White-tailed tropicbird), 367 nucleotides long. Its product is annotated as NEDD4-like E3 ubiquitin-protein ligase WWP2. Lineage: Eukaryota; Metazoa; Chordata; Aves; Phaethontiformes; Phaethontidae. The record is from RefSeq and is a predicted model, not a curated record. The transcript has 3 exons. Gene Ontology annotation, biological process: protein K63-linked ubiquitination; negative regulation of transcription by RNA polymerase II; regulation of monoatomic ion transmembrane transport. Gene Ontology annotation, molecular function: ubiquitin-protein transferase activity. The annotation marks the transcript as partial.